Lichtheimia ornata is the source of this 1674-nucleotide messenger RNA. RefSeq lists its product as uncharacterized. Bases 1 to 1674 code for a protein of 557 amino acids. The transcript is spliced from 7 exons. Lineage: Eukaryota; Fungi; Mucoromycota; Mucoromycetes; Mucorales; Lichtheimiaceae. The record is from RefSeq and is a predicted model, not a curated record.
AUGUCCGCGAUUCGUCAACGAUGGACACGUCCUGCCAAAUUACUGCUAGGAACAGCCUUCAUCGGAGCAACUGUAUACACCUACGAUGCACAUUCCGAAGCUCAACUACUGCAGCGCACCAUGCGUACUUUUUAUAAUGGCAUUGCUCUCGCCAUCGACUACAAGCUCAACUUCCGACCAAGCAUGGAUGUCAAAGGCGCAUCACGCAUCGAGUCACUUCAUGAACGAGUAGCCAACCGCAUAUUCGAUGUGUUUGAACGCAACGGUGGAUUGUAUAUCAAGAUUGGUCAAGUUGUUGGCACACAAUCUGCCAUAUUACCAGUAGCCUAUCAGCGUCGUGCCAGACGAUUAUACGAUGCAGCACCCGCAUUACCUUUUGAGGUCAUUGAACGCGUCUUUCGUGAGGAUUUUGAUGGGAAAUAUCCAUGCCACGUCUUUUCAGAAUUCGAGAUUAUGCCCAUUGCAUCAGCUUCAGUGGCACAAGUUCAUCGCGCUCGUUUGCAUACAGGAGAAGUCGUUGCCGUCAAGAUCCAAAAACCAGCCAUCCUUCAGCAAAUGGAUUGGGACCUAAGAGCAUUCCGCAUUCUACUCUACAUUUAUGAAAAGCUCUUUGAUUUGCCAUUGUCAUGGUCAUCCGAUUACAUCGAAAAGCAUAUUCGCAUGGAGGCUGACUUUGUAUCAGAAGCACGCAACGCGACGUUGGCAUGGAAACACUUUCAAGAGGAACCAAGCUUGAAGGAUCGCGUCUACGUCCCCAAAGUGUAUCCCGAGCUUAGCUCAAAGCGGGUACUUGUCACCGAAUGGGUCGACGGUGUCCAACUUACCGAUAUGGAACGUCUCAAGGAGAGGAAGCUUGAUUUGGAAAAAGCCAUGCACACAACCAUCGAGGCAUUUUCCAGUCAAAUCUUUAGGAGCGGAUUUGUCCAUGGCGAUCCUCAUCCAGGCAAUGUACUUGUAAGACGGCACCCCACCAAUCAUCGUGAUGUACAAGUGGUUAUUAUCGAUCAUGGUCUUUAUAUCCAAGAAUCUGAAAAGUUCCGAUUGCAGUACUGUAAACUUUGGGAGGCUCUCUUUCUCUUGGAUAUGAAUACAAUGAACCGCAUAUGCAAAGAAUGGGGCAUACAAGACGCAAACAUGUUCGCAUCCAUCACGCUUCAAAAGCCCUUCAAUCCUGGCAAAGCUGUACAUCUUGGGAAGACAAAUGUAGACAUGAAGGAUAUUUAUGAGCUGCAAGUAUCACUCAAGGAGCACAUCAAGGACUUUCUCAAAGAUCAAUCACUUUUCCCUCGAGAGCUUAUUUUUAUUUCACGCAACAUGAACAUUGUCCGUGCCAACAACAAAUCUAUUGGCAGCCCUGUGAACCGUAUCAAUGUCAUGGCAAGAUGGGCCCUCUAUGGUCUGGCGAAGAGCAAACAAGAUGUUGACUACGCUACUAUACCAGUUCGACAACGCAUCGAAGACUAUGUUCGCACGACAUGGAACCUGUGUCUUUUUGAAAGCACUUUGUUUGCCAUGACCAUGAGCUUUUGGCUUGUGCGAAUUCGAGAUAGUAUCAGCAAGGUACUCUUUGGGACCGAUGGUCAAGGAUUUGAAGCUGUGCUGGAUCAAAAACUCAAGGAUCAGCUUCAACAACAAUUUGGUAUCACAAUUGACGAAUCCAUUUUCGACGCAUAA